UCUAUAUUCGUUAUUAUCGAAAGUUUGCGUCGUUGCUUACUUCACGCAGGUCAUUUUGUGACGUGUUUCAGUGUUAAAGCCGCUAGCUUGUCGACUAUUAGUAGAAAAAAUGGAGUUCGUUUUCAAAAAAUUUUGUGCUGAUUAUGUCAAUAGAACUCCAAGAAAAAUGAAAUUGGUAGACGUUUAUUUAGGCUUCGUUUUGUUAACGGGAAUCAUUCAAUUUAUAUAUUGCUGUUUGGUUGGAACAUUUCCCUUCAAUUCGUUCUUAUCUGGAUUUAUCAGCACAGUGAGCUGCUUUGUGUUGGGAGUUUGCUUGCGACUACAGGCCAAUUCUCAAAAUAAACAUAUUUUUGGAGGAAUCUCUUCCGAAAGAGGAUUUGCUGAUUUUAUUUUUGCGCAUGUUAUACUUCAUUUAGUAGUUAUGAAUUUUAUUGGUUAAAAUAAAUACAAUAUAAAACAUUUA
Messenger RNA from Musca domestica (house fly), 463 nucleotides. RefSeq names its product dolichyl-diphosphooligosaccharide--protein glycosyltransferase subunit DAD1 (gene Dad1). Bases 110 to 439 code for a protein of 109 amino acids. The transcript has a single exon. The record is from RefSeq and is a predicted model, not a curated record. NCBI's taxonomy places the organism in Eukaryota, Metazoa, Arthropoda, Insecta, Diptera, Muscidae. Gene Ontology annotation, cellular component: membrane; oligosaccharyltransferase complex. Gene Ontology annotation, biological process: protein N-linked glycosylation.